AUGGCGACCCUCCUCCCCCCACCCAAACGCAGAAAAGUGUAUCAUGGCGUCCCAGAGCCAGAACCCGAACCACCCAAACCAUCGCCGAAUGUGGUGGUACAGUUUGUGUCUGAUGAAGAUGGGAGUUCGUUGGCGCCUGUUGUGAACCUUCCUGCUAAUUUGUCGAGGGAGAAUUUGGAGGCGUUGUUGAACAAGUUGGUUGUCAAGGAAGGCGAAGACGAUCCCGUACCCUAUUCUUUCCAUAUCAACCUACCCGAGAAAAAGUCUAGCGAAGACGAUAAGGCGACGCCGAGUAAUGCGCCGACGAGGAUUGUACUUUCGAAAUCUAUCGAGGCGGAUGUGUUGGACCACCCCUCGGGCGAGUUCACGCCUGAGGAUGUGAUCGUUGUGCGGUGUGCGCCGCAGAGUGUGUUUAGGGUCCGUCCUGCGACGCGGUGUUCGUCUACUCUUUCUGGCCACAAAAACCCCAUCCUCUGUGCCUCCUUCUCGCCUACGGGCAACCUCCUCGCGACUGGUUCAGGGGACACCAACGUGCGGCUGUGGGACCUCAACACCGAGCUCCCCUCGCACGUCCUCGCGGGGCACCGCGGGUGGGUUCUCUGCGUCGAGUGGGAGGCGAUGGAGCGCAAGUUGGCGAGUGGCGGGCAUGAUGGGCAGGUCAGGCUUUGGGAUCCGAAGACGGGGAAACCGAUUGGGGAUGCGCUCAAGGGACAUACGAAGUGGAUUAUGAGUCUUGCUUGGGAGCCUAUUCAUAUAAACCCCACCUCCCCGCGCCUCGCCUCCUCCUCCAAAGACUGCACCGUCCGCGUCUGGAACACCUCCACCCGCCAACUCGAGUACACCAUCGGCGGGCACACCGCCACCGUCAACAUCGUCAAAUGGGGCGGGUCCGGCGGGCCCAAAGGUGUCCUAUACACCGCCUCCAGCGACCGCACCGUACGAAUCUGGGAUGCAGACCAAGGCCGGCCUCUACACACCCUCAAAGAGCACGCGCAUUGGGUUACGACUCUAACGUUGAACACCGAUUUCGUGCUUAGGACGGGCCCGUUUGAUCAUACGGGCAGACGGCCGAGGGAUGAUGACGAGGCGAGGGAGAUGGCCAAGAAGAGGUUUGAUAACCUACUCAAGACGACGCCUGAGCUGUUGAUCUCUGGGUCGGACGACCACACGCUCUUUCUGUGGUCUGUAUUCCCGAGUGCCUCGCCGGCUGGUGCGACCCCGGGGCAGACGAGCGUGACGAAACCGCUGACGCGGCUCACGGGGCACCAGCGGCAGAUCUCGCAUGUGGUGUUCUCGCCGGAUGGGAGGUGGGCGGCGUCGGGUGCUUGGGAUAGUAGUGUGAGGAUAUGGGAGGGGCGGACGGGCAAGUUUGUGGCUACCCUUCGUGGGCAUGUGGGUGCUGUGUAUCGGUUGGCGUGGAGUGCGGAUUCGAGGAUGUUGAUUAGUGCUAGUAAGGAUAGUACGCUCAAGAUCUGGGAUCUCAAAACGUACAAAAUCAAAAACGACCUGCCUGGUCAUACAGACGAAGUCUACUGCGUCGACUUUGUUGCUGAUAAAGUCGUCAGUGGAGGAAGGGAUUGUACGGUUAAAAUUUGGAAAAACUGA
Molecule: messenger RNA, 1605 nt
Organism: Coprinopsis cinerea okayama7#130
Lineage: Eukaryota; Fungi; Basidiomycota; Agaricomycetes; Agaricales; Psathyrellaceae
Product: ribosome assembly protein
Exons: 6
Coding region: 1-1605 (534 amino acids)
Biological process (GO): ribosomal large subunit assembly
Cellular component (GO): nucleolus
Molecular function (GO): protein binding
Source: RefSeq, a predicted model, not a curated record